Molecule: messenger RNA, 2217 nt
Organism: Mesoplodon densirostris (Blainville's beaked whale)
Lineage: Eukaryota; Metazoa; Chordata; Mammalia; Artiodactyla; Ziphiidae
Gene: NCAPH2
Product: non-SMC condensin II complex subunit H2
Exons: 20
Coding region: 97-1932 (611 amino acids)
Biological process (GO): mitotic sister chromatid separation; meiotic chromosome condensation
Cellular component (GO): nucleus; condensin complex
Molecular function (GO): chromatin binding
Source: RefSeq, a predicted model, not a curated record
ACAGUAAAAUGGCGCCAGAACUAGUGGUGGGCUGAGCACACUGGGACACUCGAAGCCGGCCCUGCGGUCCCCGGGCCGACCCGGCCCCUCCCGGACAUGGAGGACGUGGAGGCGCGCUUCGCUCACCUCCUGCAGCCCAUCCGCGACCUCACCAAGAACUGGGAGGUGGAUGUGGCGGCCCAGCUGGGCGAAUAUCUUGAGGAGCUGGACCAGAUCUGCAUUUCUUUUGACGAAGGCAAAACCACAAUGAACUUCAUUGAGGCAGCACUGCUGAUCCAGGGCUCCGCCUGUGUCUACAGUAAGAAGGUGGAAUAUCUCUACUCGCUGGUCUACCAGGCUCUUGAUUUCAUCUCUGGCAAGAAGCGGGCCAAGCAGCUCUCCUGUGAGCAGGAAGACGGGCCCAUUGGGGACGCCGGCUCCAGGGCCCCCCAGGAAGUGGAGUAUGAGUUCCUGUCGUUGGAUGACCUCUCUGAUUCCCGUGCUAACGUGGAUCUGAGGAGUGACCAGGCCCCCAGUGAGACCCUCAUCGUCCCCCUCCUGCCCAUGGCCCUGGUAGCCCCUGAUGAGAUGGAGAAGAAUAAUAACCCCCUGUACAGCUGUCGGGGGGAGGUCCUGACCAGCCGGAAGGAUUUUAGGAUGAAUACGUGCACCCCCCACCCCAGAGGAGCCUUCAUGUUGGAGCCGAUGGGCAUGUCCCCCAUGGGGGCACUGCUGCCGAGGAACCAGAAGGAGGCUGGGAGGGCUGAGGAGCAGCCAGUGGAAGCCUCUGCGUGCAGGAGCCCAGUCCCGGUGCUCAGCAUCUCCCAGGAGCCAGGCACCAUUACAGAAGGCCCAGUGCCCGGAGGUGGGGGUGAGGAAGAGGAUACAGAGGGGGCAGCAGAGCCCCCCGAGGCCUCAGCCCCUGAGGUCCCGAUGGAGCUGCAGGAGCCCAGGAGCCCAGAGCAGAGUGCGGCCCAGCCCAGGAGGUGUGCACUACGGGAGCAAAGGGAGGCCCUGGAGCCUGCGUCCCGGCUGAAGGAGACCCCAGACCCCUGGCAGGGCCUGGACCCCUUCGACUCCCUGGACUCUAAGCCCUUCAGGAAAGGUAGGCCCUACUCUGUGCCCCCCUGUGUGGAGGAGGCUCCAGGACAGAAGCGUAAGAGGAAGGGUGCUGUCAAGCUGCAGGACUUCCACCAGUGGUACCUGGCUGCCUAUGCUGACCACGCUGACAGCAGGAGGCCCCGGCGAAAGGGCCCUUCCUUCGCAGACAUGGAGGUCCUGUACUGGAGACACGUGAGGGAGCAGCUGGAGACCCUCCGGAAGCUGCAGAGGAGGGAGGCAACUGAGCGGUGGCUGCCGAGGGCUCAGGAGGAAGCGUGGCCUGCGGAGGAGGAUCGGCUGGAGGACUCCCUGGAGGACCUGGGAGCGGCAGCAGGUGACUUUCUAGAGCCCGAGGAGUACGCAGAGCCUGAGGGGGCCGAGCCUGGGGAAGACGCAGACCUGGAAGCAGAAGCCAUGCCGGCGUCCCUAAGCUACGAGGAGCUGGUCCGAAGGAACGUGGAGCUCUUCAUCGCCACCUCGCAGAAAUUCGUCCAGGAGACAGAGCUGAGCCAGCGCGUCAGGGACUGGGAGGACGUCAUCCAGCCCCUGCUCCAGGAGCAGGAGCAGCAUGUGCCCUUUGACAUCCACACUUACGGGGACCAGGUAGUCUCAAGGUUCAGCCAACUCAACCAGUGGUGUCCCUUUGCGGAGUUGGUGGCUGGCCAGCCUGCCUUUGAGGUGUGUCGUUCCAUGCUGGCCUCCCUGCAGCUGGCUAAUGACUACACGGUGGAGAUCACCCAGCAGCCUGGGCUAGAGGCGGCGGUGGAUACCAUGUCCCUGAGACUGCUCACGUACCAGCGGGCCCACAAGCGCUUCCAGACCUAUGCUGCCCCCUCCAUGGUCCAGCCCUGAGUGGGGAGCACUGAGACCGGGGUUGGGCCCUGAAGCCCUGUCCCCCGCAGGUGCUGGGCAUGCGUCUGCUCACUCCACUUUGCUUCCCGGCUCGCCCAGCCCAAUAAAGUGUUGUCAUUCCGCCAAUCCCUUUAAAAAACCUUUACAAAACCAUUCCGUGUGGAGGAAAGGGCUGUCUGUCCUCUGCACCCCAGGAAGCUACCAUGUCUCCAGACCCUUUCCUGCCGUGGCCUCCAGGGGCUGCUGGUACAGAUCUCAGGCACACACAGCUCCACCACAUCCUUU